Pleuronectes platessa (European plaice) is the source of this 1171-nucleotide messenger RNA. RefSeq lists its product as uncharacterized. NCBI's taxonomy places the organism in Eukaryota, Metazoa, Chordata, Actinopteri, Pleuronectiformes, Pleuronectidae. The coding region runs from base 293 to 1171 and encodes 292 amino acids. The record is from RefSeq and is a predicted model, not a curated record. The transcript has 5 exons.
GUUUUGUUUGCGAAUCCAAAAGUUUUGUUUGCGAAUCCAAAAAUUUUGCUUGCGAAUCCAAAAGUUUUGCUUGCGAAUCCAAAAGUUUUGCUUGCGAAUCCAAAAGCUUUGCUUGCUGUUGAGCUGAAUCUCGUGGGCGGGACCUACGCCGAAAGAUGUAAGACACGUCUCUAUUGGCCAGUCUCGAUCGGAGUGACAGCUUGGCAACACCCACAGUUAGUAACGAGAGAGGGAGUUUUGAAGUCCAUGAUGAGAACGAGCGGGACUCGGGAGCCGAGAGGAUAGAAAAUCAAUGCGCAGAAUGGAAAACCAACCGGGCAGAUCACAGGCCCAGGAACCCAUGCGAUGGCAGCUCCUGCAGAGAGUCAGGGAUAGACUUACUUCUGUCAUCAACAGGCAACCCAUUGACUUUGAAUACCUGCACUUUGUUUGCUCUCAGGAGUUGCAGUUUGUUCGAGCUGGGGCAGCCUAUAUUGACCUUCCUGAGUGUGUUGUAGACAGUCUACAACAGCUGUCUGAAGUUGUCAGCACUUAUCUCUCACAGAGUAUUGUCCCUCCACUAUUGGAUGAUGUAACUGUGGUUGAAUGGACUGGGAGUGUGGGGCGACCCCGGCUAAACAUAGAAAGUCAAACCCUCCUGAAUCUACUCAGUACUGGGUUACCACUGACUUCUUUGACUGACCUCCAUGGCAUUUCAAGGUCAACUCUGUAUAGACGGAUGCAAGAGCAUAACCUCUCUGUCAGAAAAUGCUAUUCUGACAUAUCAGAUGAUGUGCUAGAUCAGAAGGUUAGGUCUAUAAAGGCAAGAAUGCCCCAUGCUGGCUACAGGCUAGUGAAAGGAUCUCUACAAGCAAUGGGGCAUCGGAUUUCGUGGAGAAGAGUAAAGAUGUCAUUGCAGCGUGUGGAUGGUGCAGGAAUAAUUGCCAGGAUGGUCCAGCUGUCUUGCAUUGCAAGACGGACAUACUCUGUUCCCGCUCCCUUGUCUCUUGUCCACAUCGACACAAACCACAAGUUAAUAAGGUACAACAUUGUGAUUUUUGGAGCAAUUGAUGGCUUUUCAAGGAAGAUCUUUUACCUGGACACAGCUGGGAAUAACAGAGCAGAGACGGCUUUUGGAUUCUUCAUGGAUGGAGUUCGGAAAAAUGGAUGGCCAUCAAGGCAAGCGCAUUAA